CGCAGGGGGCGGCGCGGCCCCGCGGCGGGGAGGGGCGGGAGCGCGCGCGCGGGCCCUCACAGGCGCCGGCGGAACCCAGCGGACUCGCGUGCGGCCGCGGCGCCAACUCGUGUGGGACCACAGCUCCGGCUGGCCGGCGGGUCGCGGGUCAGCGCGCCGCUCCUGCCGCCCGCAGCCGAGCCUGCCCGCGCGCCCGUGCCCUGGUGAGGCUGGCAUGCAGGAUGGCAGGACAGCCCAGCCACAUGCCCCAUGGAGGGAGCCCAAACAGCGUAUGCCACACCCCAGGGCCCACACACUCUCCCGACCCACAGGUCUUUGCUUGCCAAUUGUUGGAGCUGGUUCCAGAUCCUCGAAAUAGGCACCUGAACACCCUGUCGUUUCGCUGCUCUCUGGCUGACUUCCAGAUCGAAAAGAAGAUAGGCCGAGGGCAGUUCAGCGAGGUGUACAAAGCCACCUGCCUGCUGGACAGAAAGACGGUGGCUCUGAAGAAGGUGCAGAUAUUUGAGAUGAUGGAUGCCAAGGCCAGGCAGGACUGUGUCAAGGAAAUUGGCCUGCUGAAGCAGCUGAACCAUCCGAAUAUCAUCAAAUAUUUGGACUCAUUUAUUGAGGACAAUGAGCUGAACAUUGUGCUGGAGCUGGCGGAUGCAGGUGACCUCUCACAGAUGAUCAAGUACUUCAAGAAGCAGAAGCGGCUGAUCCCCGAGAGGACCAUCUGGAAGUACUUUGUGCAGCUGUGCAGUGCUGUGGAGCACAUGCACUCCCGCCGGGUGAUGCACCGAGACAUCAAGCCUGCCAACGUGUUCAUCACAGCCACGGGGGUCGUGAAGCUUGGUGAUCUCGGCCUGGGCCGCUUCUUCAGCUCCGAAACCACCGCAGCCCACUCACUAGUGGGAACACCGUACUACAUGUCACCAGAGAGGAUCCACGAGAAUGGCUACAACUUCAAGUCUGACAUCUGGUCUCUGGGCUGCUUGCUGUAUGAGAUGGCCGCUCUCCAGAGCCCCUUCUAUGGAGAUAAAAUGAACCUCUUCUCCCUGUGCCAGAAGAUUGAGCAGUGUGACUACCCGCCUCUCCCUGGAGAACAUUACUCUGAGAAGCUACGAGAGCUGGUCAGCAUGUGCAUCUACCCCGAUCCCGACCAGAGGCCCGACAUCGUAUACGUGCACCAGGUGGCCAAGCAGAUGCACGGGUGGACGUCGAGCACCUGACCACACACCUGACUGUGGCCACGGCGUGCCUUAGCAGAAGCCAGCACCACUUGGCCUUACUUGAGUCUUCUCUGCAAAGUGGCCACCUGGUAGCCUAGAUUAACUGUAAGAGGGUUCCACAGGUCCCUCUAAGGGGACCUGGCUUCACCAUAGAAGUUGAAUGCAGAACAGCUGGUGGGAGGGGCACUGGUCAAGUCCCUGGUGGUCAUAUUUGAAAGUCCUUUCUUUAAACUCUUGUGGACAAUCUCAGCUGGGUUGUUAGCAAGGGCGGGUGGCUCAGCAAGCCACUGAUGCACCCCUCCUAUCUGGAUUGUAAUGUGAAUCUUUUGGAUAAUUCUUUGGCCCAACUAGGUUUUUUGGUUAUAGAAUUGCAGAAGCCUGUGACUUACGUAGUGAGUCUUUGAAAAUGUCUAGUAGUAAGUUCAGUUUAGCUCUUCUUAGAAACUUUCCCAACCAUCAAGCUAUGUGCUUACUCUGUUGUAAAGGGAUAAUAUGGAAAUCACUUUGUUAAGCAAAGUGGAGAUUUUUCCUAAUAUUUGUAUCUCUCUGUUUAUAACGAUGAAUGAUGAUGAGAACCCAGUAUCUGGCACAGAGCUUCAGAAGCAAACAGUAUUUGAAAGCCACACACACACACACACACACACACACACACACACACAUAUAAUCCAUGCAGCCCAGACUCCGCCUGAACACCUGCUACAAACCAGGCACUUCACCUGCUUAAAAGCUGGCCGUUCAUCUCACCAUGAGAAGGAAGCAUGGGAUACAUAAAAGUGUACGGGCUCUGUCCUCCAGCUGUUCUAUGUUCAAAUUCUCGUUCAGCAACUUCCUGAUGUGACCCUGGGGAGGUUUCUUAGCCUCACUGAGCCUUAGUUUCCUCGUCUGUAAAAUAGGCCCAGUAGUAUCUCCCUUCAGGACUGCUGGCAGGAUUUCAAACAUACAUGUUAUCUAGCACAUUACAGAUAAUCCAGAAGUGGUAGCCACUCAUCCCUUCCAAAAACUGUAGUCCAUGGACCAUGUAUUAUGUGUCAGAAACCAGAAAUGGGUUCAUUUAUUUCUUGCUCCCAAAUAGGAUUAACUGUGAAGACUAAUUUAUAAAUGUGAAUCAAAGAAAACUGAAGCUCUGAAGGAAAUAGUUGGGCUUUCAUUUUUAUACUCAAGUUAAUCCACUAAUGGUCUACAUUGUCAUCCACUGACAUAGUGACAGUUCGGCCCUCUAGACAGUGCAUCUACCCAUCUACUGUGGUGGUGACCUAACUACGGUCAGCUCCCUGAGGCUAAAGGACGAGGGCUGGGCCACUGCUCCGCUCCCUAUGUGGACUGCACUCUACUGUAACACUGUCGGGUCUGAGAGAUUUUCUUCAGCCGCCUCCUUUGCUUUGGACUUGUCUCCUCCAUGUCUGAAAUAAAAUGGGACAAGAGGGUUACUUACCUUUGUGA
This is a messenger RNA of Erinaceus europaeus (western European hedgehog), 2648 nucleotides long. It is a transcript of the gene NEK6, whose product is annotated as NIMA related kinase 6. Gene Ontology annotation, biological process: protein phosphorylation. Bases 222 to 1208 code for a protein of 328 amino acids. Gene Ontology annotation, molecular function: protein kinase activity; ATP binding. NCBI's taxonomy places the organism in Eukaryota, Metazoa, Chordata, Mammalia, Eulipotyphla, Erinaceidae. The record is from RefSeq and is a predicted model, not a curated record. The transcript is spliced from 11 exons.